GCGCCUCUGCCUCAUCAGCAUCAGCAUCAUCAGAUGCGCGCAGAUCACGCCAAACAGCGCACUGGUUUAUCAGCAGGUGUGUGACUGAAACAGAAGAUAAUCGAUAUCAAUAGGCUACAUAGCCACCUGUGUGUGUUCUAUAUAUCUGACUCUCAUUUCUUUGGAUCACCGAUUGAACCGUUUUGAUGGUUUGAUUCCCAGCGGGCGUUAGCAGUCAGUGUGGCCGAAAAGGAGAGAGAAUAAAGCGAGAUCAUAUUUAAUAUCCGCUUCUCCAGUGUCUGUGGAUGGGCUGCGGACAUCUGCAUCUGCAGUCUCUGUUUUUGAGUCACUAAGAAGAUGGCGGACAGGGCAGAGAUGUUUUCUCUCUCCACCUUCCACUCCCUCUCUCCUCCGGGAUGCAGGCCAGCUCAUGACAUCAGUCUGGAAGAGUUUGAUGAUGAAGAUUUGUCUGAAAUCACAGAUGAUUGUGGCAUAGGCCUCAACUACGACUCUGAUCCAUAUGAAAAGGACUGCUUAAUUUUGGAAAAGAAUGAUUAUCACCACCCAGUAUGCUCAUUCCAAGAUGACUUCCAAGAGUUUGAGAUGAUCGAUGAUGAAGAUGAAGAGGAAGAAGAAGAGGAAGCAGAUCCUGAUGCCCCUCCCUCACCAUCAGCAUCUCCUCCCCCCUCCCCUACUCUGGGCACACUCAAGAGCCGCCCAACCACUCUAAACCUGACAGUACCAGUUUCACAGGACUCCCUAAACAACAACAGCAAUGUGUCACCACGAAAGUCAAGCUGGCAGGAUUCUCUUCGAAACUCGACUUCACAGGGCUGUUUGUCUCCGAACCACUCUUGCCUUGAGGACGGUUCCCAUGUGACCAACUCAUGCCCAGGGGCUCCAGACACCAACGGCUCUGCCAAAGGUACACCCUCAAACCCACCAGGACAUUGCGGUCUUCAUCAGUCACCUGGCAGGCCGCUGCUGUACGACUUUGAGGGCAACAGACGAGAGCGACUUGAAUACGGCUCCUUUGGUCAACAUAACUCUUCAAGUGGCUCUGAGGCAACUGAGGUGAAAGCUGAUGUUGAGGAAUCCACUCUAAGCGAGCUUGUCCCCUCGGUUGAUGACUGCACUUCUCAGUGCUCCGACACAGAGGUCGACCACGACCUGAAUGGCCAUGUCAAACGUCGACCUUGCCGCUCUCGACCCACCAAUGACACCUACACCGUGACCACUGAGACUGCUGACGAUGACCAAGAGUUAGAAAACGAUGGCACCAGUAGGUGUUUGUCCUCAACUGCACCUCUUGGUAAUGAUGCCGAGACUCCACUAUCGGACGAGGAGCUGGACAAAGAAUUUGCCAUUGACUUCAUGAGUAAGGAGACCUAUGAUCACACCUGCAAGGAAGCUGGGGGCUCUUCGUACAUUGAGUUCCCCUGCAUUGAACCAACAGAGUCCAUUUCUGUCUCCAGCUACGUGUCAUCCAGUCGAUCAGACAUUCUUGAUGCUAUGGAUGAACCCCGACACAUGCAUCAGGGCCAACCUGCUCCUGCAAAUGACACAACUUCACCUUCCUCAGAUCCAGGUAUCGCUGAUAUGAACACCAAACGCUAUGCUGAGUCAGACCGCCACAGCGAUGACCUUAGCUCUCCUGGUUCGGACUCUGAUAUCGAAGGGGAAAUUGAGGCUGCAUUUGCGUGUGGUGGUACACUUGCUAGUAACAUGAUUUCCUCCAUCUCAGAGACAGAGCUGGACCUAACAAGUGAAUCCAGCAGUGGGCGUUCCUCGCACCUCACCAAUUCCAUUGAAGAAGCCAGCUCCCCAACCUCAGACCAAGAACUGGACCAGGAGCUGGACACAGAGCAGGACAGUGGUAUUGUUGGUCUAAAAGCAUCUCUUCUUCUGGGCCAACCUGACCCAAUUAAACAAGACCCUUUACCAUUCCUAGAUCCCAGCCCAGAUAUGUUGCAACUAGAUGACGGCCAAACUCUUAUGGGUCUGCAGAACGUAGAUGACGAACAGGGUUACGAGCACCAGGCUGAUCCAGAUGAGACUCUUCCCCCUGCCGUACCCUGUGAGGAUAGCAACUCUCAGCAGUUGUUGUUAAAGAUUGAGCCCGACCACAGUCUUGAAAGCUUCAAACGCUCCUUCUACUUGCCGGUUGGCCCCAAACUUAUGCCCUCUGUGGACGACUACGAUGGCAACAGCGAGGGGGAGUCUGAGUCAGAGUCCGAGGACGAGCUCAGUGAAAACUCGGAUUCUCCUUGGCUUCUCAGCAAUCUGGUCAACAGGAUGAUAUCAGAAGGCUCAUACCCAAUCAGCUGCCCAGAGGAGUGCUUCAAACGGUCAGCCUCCAUCUCCGACACCAUCUCGCCCUCGUCGGACAUAGAAACGGAUGAUUUCAAUGAGACAGAUGGCGGCAAUUUGCAAAAGCAGAAAUCUGAAGAAAAGUCACAAGAGGUCACCUCUGAAAGGUCAGAGAUGAGAGUGGAGGAAGAGAAGGAGAAAGAAGCCAGCUCUGUAUUUGAAGAGGGACAAAAAGAAAGGAAGAAAACAGACUCUUGUCUCUACAUGAGCAACCCCACAUAUGGCACUGUUACACCUGUCUUUAUGGCGAGAUUCGAUGCAAGAACAAAGAACUACGAAACGGAAGAUUUCCCACCCCAGAACUCAUUGAAAAACAAGCAGAAAGAGGAAGAGGAGGAGCCAAAUAAUGACUUAAUGAUGGAGAGAAUGAAAGAGCUGGACUCUCCCAGCUUAAGCGAGAGCAUAAUCAGUGACAAGGACGAGGGACGGGAGACAUGGGUCGAUCAGCUCACUUUGCAGCGAAUCACAGAAGUCAAAAACAGCCUUACGCUGGACCUCCCAACAGCACAGACCAAUCACUGUUUCAGUCUUACUUACUCAACAGAUAAUAAUGAAGAUGAGCAAGAUACCUCCCCUUUUCUGGAUGAUAUUCACAAGGCACCUUCACCCUUUGGAAAUGAGACUUACCUGGACAGCUCCCCUCCUAUUGACGAAAGUGUACGAGAGUUUAGGAAUGCAACCUCCAACCGGCCCAUUGAUGACUCCUUGGCAUAUGAUUCGAUGAAGUACACCCUAGUGGUGGAUGAAAACACAACGCUCGAGCUGGUGAGUCUGAAGCGCUGUACCUCUGUCCUUAGUGAGGACAGUGACGGACUCUCUACUAUCUGUGAUGAAGAAGGGGUUGAUGAAGAUGAAGACAUUUACGGGCAGGGCCAGACAGUAGGAGGCAUGAGACCCGAUUUGGUGUUAAGUUCCUCUGAAGAAGACUCCUCCCCUGAGGCAGAUUUGCCUUUCUCAAAGAAGUUCCUCAAUGUGUUUGUCAACAGCACGUCACGGUCCUCCAGCACAGAGUCCUUUGGACUUUUCUCAUGCACUAUAAAUGGAGAAGAAAGAGAUCAGACUCACAGAGCAGUCUUCAGGUUCAUCCCACGACAUGCAGAUGAGCUGGAGUUAGAUGUUGAUGAUCCAUUAUUCGUUGAGGAAGAGGAGGAUGAUUACUGGUACCGUGGGUACAAUAUGCGCACAGGGGCCAGGGGGAUUUUCCCAGCGUAUUACGCCCACGAGGUUGUUGGCCAAACAAAAGACCUAAUGACAAUGAAGAGGAACCCUGCUUGGAUGGAAAGCUUCCGAGUGCAGUUCCUGGGUUCCGUGGAGGUUCCUUAUCACCAAGGCAACGGCAUUCUGUGUGCUGCCAUGCAGAAGAUCGCUAUGGCAAGGAAGAGGACGGUGCAUCUUCAUCCCCCAUCUAUUUGUGAGCUAGAAAUAAGCAUGCAGGGUGUGAAACUAGUCAUGAGUUUGGAUGAUGAGUACGACCUUUCAGGGGAGUUUGACAGAUGUAGUCACUUCUUCCAAAUGAAAAACAUCUCCUUCUGUGGAUGUCACCCUAGAAACAACUGUUAUUUUGGUUUUAUCACCAAGCACCCGAUGCUGAACAGGUUUGCAUGUCACGUCUUCGUCUCUCAGGACUCCAUGAGACAUGUAGCCGAGUGUGUGGGACGGGCAUUCCACGAGUACUACCAGGAGCACUUAGAAUACGCCUGUCCUACUGAAGAUAUCUACCUUGAGUAGAGGAGGAAAAGGGUAACCAUGGCAACUGCUGACAGAUGUCUGUUCCUGGGCUUGGCCACUACGAGGCGCCUGGCAGCCUUCUCAAAUGUAACAUAGGCCUAAUCUCUUUAUUCACUUCCUCAGUUUCUCUUGUUCUCUCAACAUGAACUGAGCUGAAUACUCUACAUAGGCUCUUAGUGGUCUUUCUAUUUAUUUAAAUGUUUAUCGAUUAAUUUAUUCUCUUUACUGAGACGGAUUGCCUGUUUAUUUAACUUUUCUACUAUAUAAUUAAUUAGGGACAUGGUUCGGGGUGGAAACAUUGGUUCGAUUUCUUUUUUUUAUAUAUAUAGUCCUGGUUUAGAAAAGGUGAAAUAUGACUUCAUGUUUGAAUGCAUGGCUUUGAGGGUUAUGCUCACAAACACACAUACACACAGGAGAAAUCUAACAGGCAAUGUCUGAAAUCGAAAAGCAAUGAAAGGUUUGAGUCUGAAGACCAGGAUUGUUUGUAUAUAUGUAUUUGUCUGAUUCUAAUACAUUGCUGUACUGGGU
Molecule: messenger RNA, 4605 nt
Organism: Pimephales promelas (fathead minnow)
Lineage: Eukaryota; Metazoa; Chordata; Actinopteri; Cypriniformes; Leuciscidae
Gene: mapk8ip2
Product: mitogen-activated protein kinase 8 interacting protein 2
Biological process (GO): regulation of JNK cascade; JNK cascade
Cellular component (GO): cytoplasm
Molecular function (GO): JUN kinase binding; MAP kinase scaffold activity
Source: RefSeq, a predicted model, not a curated record